Messenger RNA from Hevea brasiliensis (rubber tree), 653 nucleotides. RefSeq lists its product as uncharacterized. The coding region runs from base 279 to 653 and encodes 124 amino acids. NCBI's taxonomy places the organism in Eukaryota, Viridiplantae, Streptophyta, Magnoliopsida, Malpighiales, Euphorbiaceae. The transcript has 2 exons. The record is from RefSeq and is a predicted model, not a curated record.
CUGAGCACACAAAAACUGAGAUCCUUUUCUUCUUUCUUUGCUGGUUUAUAAAUUUCUUCUUAGUGUUCCCGUCUUGAUAGUGGAAGAACCUGUUGAAUCUUGGGAGAUAUCACCAUCAAUGGUAAAUAUCUUGAGUGACAGACUUUUUGUGAAUUAAUCCUGCAGCUGUUCCAUUUUUCAUUAAUAUCUCCAACGAUAAUUACUAGAGUUAGUUUGCUGGGUCAAGUUGCUUGGAAAGCAGGAACACAGUUAAAGCGCUAACACAUCCAGAACUAAUUAUGGCAAGUUUGAUGAUGAAGUUGCUAGUCAUAGGCUUAAUUGCUGCUGGAUCAAUAUCACUUUCUCUUGGAGCUGAGGCUGAACAACUGACUUCAGAAGAGGGAAGGAAAGAGAAAUUUGAUUCUGUGCACAGCAAAAACAUUCAUCCAAGGAGGACUAGCAACUCCGAUCAUCAACAAUUUGAGCCAAACCUUCACAUGGCUGCAGAUUCGAGCACAAUUGAUGGUAAUCUUCAAUCUAGCUCACACCAAAUUGUUGAUGGAGACUUUAGAAAGAUUCACCCUGUAAGAAUAUUGAUAGAUAGCAAGUGCUCUUCUUCUCCGAAUGCUCGUCAAUGUGCAAUCGAAGAAGGUUGUCACAACCCAAAAUUUUGA